UAUCAAAAGAGCAAACUAUCCGAUAAAAGUACAGCCAUCAAAAGUAUAAAUCAUGUAAAAAAAGUCAAAAGUACAGCUAUUAAAAAUACAAAUCAUAUAAUAGAAGCCAAAAGUACAGCUUAAAAAAAUACAAAUCAUGUAACAGAAGCCAAAAGUACAGCUAUUAAAUAUUCAAAUCAUAUAAUAGAAGCCAAAAGUACAGCCAUCAAAAGUAAAAAUCAUGUAAUAGAAGUCAAAAGUACAACUAUUACAAAUAAAAAUCAUAAAUAGCAGCCAAAAGUACAGCCAUCAAAAACACAAAUCAUGUAACAGAAGCCAAAAGUACAGCUAUUAAAAAUGUAAAUAAUUUAAAAGAAGCCAAAAGUACAGCCGUCAAAAGUACAAAUCAUGAAAUAGAAGCCAAAAGUACAGCCAUCAAAAGUAUAAAUCAUGUAAAAAAAGUCAAAAGGACAGCUAUUAAAUAUUCAAAUCAUAUAAUAGAAGCCAUAAGUACAGCCAUCCAAAAUACAAAUCAUGUAAUAGAAGUCAAAAGUACAGCUAUUAAAAAUAUAAAUAAUAUAAUUUUCCAUGACUUGUCAUUGUUUUAUAUAACAUAUAAUUAUGGCUAUAUUAUAGCGAUAUCUAACAGAUAUCAACAAUUAAAAUAAUGCGAUAGAAUUCGAUAUUACAACACGAGUUAUAACCCUGUCAUCUAUUUUAUAUCGCUAAUCAUAAAUUCUAUCUCGGGAAAAAACUCGGUUUUAAAAGCCAAAAGUACCACACAUCAAAAAAAUAGGUUUUAAGUUUCAGGUCAGAGUUCCCCAAAUAUUUUUAUGGAGCUUUUAUCAGUGACUCUUCAGGAUACUGUAUCUAGAAGCCUAAAAAUCAAAAGGUAGCCGUUUUUGAAAAAAACGAUUUCAAACUUUUGUAAAUUAUUUUAUAAAAGGGGAGGGGGUGAGAGUUGUAAAGUUAAGGUUUUCCUUAUAAAAAAUCAAUAUUACCACUUUUUAAUUAUGUUAAGGUUAAUUCAGUAUUGCAGGUGAUUAAAUUUUGAUCAUCUUAAGAUGAUCAAAAUUUAAUCGCCUAAUUAACUAAUGCGAUUGUUGAUGGAAGCGUAAUUCAUAUAGUAUAUUAUAUAGUAGUUUAUUUAUUUAAUAUAAUAAUAGAAUGUUUCAAACCCUAAUUAUUGUUUUGUUAUUGUUAAUAUUAAACAUAAACUACUUUAUUAGAAAAAUGCCUAAUAUAUUAUCUAACAAAACAGUAAACAGCAAAGAAAAACGAGACCAUUCAUUGAAUCAGAAAAUUAUUUUUUGCUGUUGUUUGAAGAAAUGCUUAAAAUGUAUUCCAGUAACGAAGUUAUUAGAGGCUUACAUAAAAAUGUAUGUAAAACUUGAAUAUUCAAUAUCUGUGUACAGUUAUCCAACAGGCAUUUGUCUAACAUGCAAAAAGUAUGUAAACUUACUGAAGGAAAGUAAAGACAUACCAAAUGCAGUUAAAACUCGAUGGCAAUCUUCCCAAUUAUCUAGAUGUGUAAGCACUAGAAAUUGUGAAACAUGCACAGUUUGUUCAAAGGCUAGAUCAAGAUUUCCACAUAUGAAAAAAACAAAGAAAUUAGUAAGUUCUAAUAGGAUGUUUAACGUUUGCUUAUGUGCGAUCAAAAAAGGAGUUCAACAUCAAUGUACUAAAAUGAAUGUGUAUACAAAUCUUUCUGCUAAGUUAUUUAAUGCUUCGGAAAAAGUUCAGAAAAAAGUCACUUCGAAUGUUUUAAGAUAGAUUAUUAAGAAAAAGAAACUUAAGCAUGGAAUCCAGACCCAUCUAAUUACUGGUAAUUUGUUUAUUAGAUUUAUUAGUGUUUUCGAAUUGAUUAAAUCAUCUAAAGUAUUUUGUUAUUCAGGUGGGUUGCCAUUACCUUUAACUGUUGGUGUUCCUCAAUUAGUUAUUAGGAAAGUCAAAUUUGAAGACACUGAAACUAUGAUUAAUCAACUUGGACUUUCAAAUCACACAUCCGUCAAUUCAAAUCACACAUCCUUCUGAAAUCCUUAAGGAAAAGUGGAAUUCAAUUUGAGGCAAAUCUUGAAAAAAAACUUUACCAAAAAAGUAAACUCCUAUCUGAAUUUUAUGAUGUGAAGACAAUUUUUGCAGAAGAAAAAAAAAAAAAAGUUGUCAACCGAUGUGUCAAGAGACCUUGUUUAUGUUUUUCAAUUAACAGAGCUGUUUAACUUUGUAAUGACUUACAGAAAGCAAAACCCUUACCAAACAUUAAUACGAAUUGGAAUUGAUUCAGGUAAAAACAUUAUUAGAUGAAGAGAUAAUAUAUAACCUAUAUAUAAUAUAGAACUUAAUAAUAUAUAUUUUUUAAUAUAAAAUUAAAAUUUUGUAGGAGGUGGAUCACUUAAGAUAAUUAUAAAUGUUGGUAACAAUAAAUGUUGUAUACUAUUGGAAAUACAUCUCGAAAAGGGAA
Hydra vulgaris (swiftwater hydra) is the source of this 2440-nucleotide messenger RNA. NCBI's taxonomy places the organism in Eukaryota, Metazoa, Cnidaria, Hydrozoa, Anthoathecata, Hydridae. The record is from RefSeq and is a predicted model, not a curated record.